AUGGUUGAUCUCGGGGAGCUGCUGCAUGGCAACUACUCGAUCUACCAGCUCGAGCCUGGCGGGUUUCAAACAAGCUCGGGCGAAAUUGUCAAUACGACGCAUUUGUCGCUCUAUUUUGCCAACGUUUCUGAUUUGGAAGGACUCCACAAGUAUUUGCAGUCUAACGGACAAUUCUUCAGUGAUACAAUUCUGCCGUCCACAAGAGACAGUUUCAUGGACUCGGUGCUGAUUAUCAACUUUGUGAUGUGCUCGGUGGCGGUGGCAUCGUGGUUGCUGUUCAUAUUGGCGAUUCUGGCCUCCGGACGACGGCCGUGGUACUUGCACCUCACCACGUUUGUUCCGGCCGUGUUUGCGACGCUGGCUCUAGUGCGAUUGAGCGAUAUCAUGCAGAACCAGUUCGAGAACUGCUACCAGGACCAGGCCGAGGUGGUAACCAAGCUGUUCAACCAACUGUACGCCCAGAUCCCGUUCUGCGUGAUCCGGUUCAUGAUAUGCUACAACUGGUACUAUGUCUGUGAGCGAAUGGUGCUGGAGUUCAGCACCCGGACUAGUUCCAACGGCGGCAAGCUGUAUCGCGUGCUGCUGGUGACAAACAUCGCGAACGCGCUGCUGAUGACGGCUGCAGUGGCCUUCAACUCGGUGCACUAUUUCCUGAUUGCAGAGCAGAUGCAGAAGUUCAAGAUUUGGAUCAACCUUGUUGCGCUGGUGCUGACGUGCAUCGUUUACGUGUACAUCUGGAGUGUGGCGACGCUAUUCUGGAUGUUCCGGGUCGAUUUCGACUUCAAGCUGCAAACGGUGGCAUGGCUAAUCAUCACGGUUAUCAGUUUCUGGCUCAGCACGGCGCUUCAAAUUGUGCGUUUUGUCAAAGUGAAACGCGACCCCAAGUGGCUGUUGCCGCUAAACCUGUUUUUCGAACUGCUGGCGAUCCACCUUAUCGUGGAGUUCAUCACCAGCCUCGAGAACUAUAACCACCAAACAGAGUCUCGCAAUAUCGUCGGGCGAGAGACCGUGGCUGUGCAGCAGAAAGAGAGCUCGGGCCCAGCAACAGAAAGCGACGCACUCGAGUUUGACGUCGAUAGCGAUGCGGUUUCCUCUUUGGGCGAAAGUCGCCUAGUCCACGAGAGAUAG
This is a messenger RNA of Ogataea philodendri, 1128 nucleotides long. RefSeq lists its product as uncharacterized. NCBI's taxonomy places the organism in Eukaryota, Fungi, Ascomycota, Pichiomycetes, Pichiales, Pichiaceae. Gene Ontology annotation, cellular component: plasma membrane. The record is from RefSeq and is a predicted model, not a curated record. The coding region runs from base 1 to 1128 and encodes 375 amino acids. Gene Ontology annotation, biological process: cellular response to pH. The transcript has a single exon.